GCCGCAAACAUGGAGCAGCUGAAGAUCACAAUCCCUCGAGGGAGCGAUGGCUUCGGCUUCACGAUCUGCUGCGACUCCCCGGUCCGCGUGCAGGCGGUGGACUCUGGUGGCCCAGCAGAGAAGGCCGGUCUGCAGCAGCUGGACACAGUGCUGCAGCUGAACGAGCGCCCUGUUGAACACUGGAAGUGUGUGGAGCUGGCACACGAAAUCCGGAACUGUCCCACUGAGAUCAUCCUCCUGGUGUGGAGGCUCGUCCCACAGGUCAGGUCAUCAGGACACGAAGGCAUGAUCCGGAGAUCGUCCUGCAAGUCUGCCUAUGACCUCCAGUCACCACCCAACAAGCGGGAGAAGAACGGCGCCGUGCCCCCGCGGCCGGAGCAGCGCCGCAGCUGCCACGUCCUCUAUGACAGGAGCGACGGGCUCGUGCUGAAUGGCUGGGAGAGGUACACGGAGAUCGGCAAGCUGGGCCAGAACACCAUGCCACCCCUGUCACGGGUACCCUCUACUGGGGACAAGAACUACAUCAUCUUAGCGCCUUUGAACCCGGGCAGCCAGCUGCUGAGGCCUGUCUAUCAAGACGACAACGCUACUGUGGGAAAUGCAUGCAAGGGGAAAUCACACGUGGGGUCUGGGAGAAAAUCCAGGCUGAUGAAGACUGUUCAGACGAUGAAGAGCUACGGGAACUACCAGAACUGCACCAUCGUGCGGCCGCACGUGCCGCACUCCUACGGCACAUACGUGACGCUGGCUCCCAAGGUGCUGGUGUUCCCCAUCUUCGUGCAGCCCCUCGAUCUUUGCAACCCAGCCCGGACUCUGCUGCUGUCAGAGGAGCUGCUCCUUCAUGAGAGCAGAAACAAGACCAUACAGGUGACUCUCUUUGUCUACUCCGACUUGCUGCUCUUCACGAAGGAGGAUGAGCCGGGCCGCUGCAAUGUGCUGAGGAACCCUCUCUACCUGCAGAGCGUCAAGCUCCAGGAGGGUUCAGAAGAUCUGAAAUUUUGCAUCCUUUACCUUGCAGAGAAGUCGGAGUGCUUAUUAAGUUUGGAGGCUUACUCCCAGGAGCAGAAGAAGAGGAUCUGCUGGUGUCUGGCUGAGAACAUCACGAAGCAGCAGCAUCCGGCGCCGGCUCCGAGGCAGAACAAGCAGAUGCUGGAGACGGACGCUGAGAAGGCAGGGCCGAUGCACGCCGGGGAGGGGAAGGCUGCAGCAGGAGACGCUCCCCCGGCCACAGAGGCUGCAGCUGGGUCCGAGCCCAAGGCGGCUCUGGGGCCUGCGCAGGGGCCUCUCCCCACUGAGAAUCUGCCCCCGGCCGCCGAGAGGGCCGAGGGGCGGCCCAGCUCCACGCCAGCUUUCGUCAUCCCCGAGCUGCGGCUCGACAGCACCUUCAGCCAGAGCGCGGCGGCCCCACGAGGCGGCCUCACAGAUGGCGAGGAUGACGAUGAGGAGGAUGAUGAUGAGGAGGAGGAUGAGGACAGCGACGAGCCCUACCUGGAGCGGAACGAGGCAAAGCGCAGCAGCAUGAUCGAGACGUCGGGCUGCCAGGCCGCGUACACACUGAGCGUGCAGAGCUCCCUGCGGCGCCGCACGCACAGCGAGGGCAGCCUGCUGCAGGAGGCCAAGGGCCACUGCUUCACCUCCGACACCACCCUCAACUGCUCGGACAGCCAGGCCGCCAAGGGCCACUGGGCCCUGCCCUCGCCCCGGACCCUUAAGAAGGAACUCGCCAAGAACGGCGGCUCCAUCCACCAGCUCAGCCUGCUGUUUUCGGCGCACAGGAAGCUGAGUGGAGCGGACGCCGAGUGCAGCUGCGAUGAAGGGGACGAGACCCUCCGCAAGAAGAGGAGCAAAAGUCUAGCCAAGGACAUGAAGAACCGCCUGGGGAUUUUCCGGCGGCGGAAUGAGUCUCCGGGAGGCCACCCCAGCGGGAAGCUGGACAAAGUGCUCAAGUCGCUCAAGCCGACGCCAGAGGAAGCUCUCAAAUGGGGGGAGUCUCUGGAGAAACUGCUGCUUCACAAGUAUGGGCUAGCAGCCUUCAGGGCCUUCCUGCGCACCGAGUUCAGCGAGGAGAACCUGGAGUUCUGGCUGGCGUGCGAAGAGUACAAAAAGAUCAAAUCGCAGUCCAAGAUGGUGUCCAAAGCCAAGAAGAUCUUUGCGGAGUACAUUGCCAUCCAGUCCUGCAAGGAGGUGAACCUGGACUCCUACACCCGGGAGCACACCAAGGAAAACCUGCAGAACAUCACCCGCAGCUGCUUCGACCUCGCUCAGAAGAGGAUUUAUGGGCUCAUGGAGAAGGACUCCUACCCCCGCUUCCUCCGCUCUGACUUGUACUUAGACAUAAUUAACCAGAAGAAAGCCAGCUCCCCACUGUAGACCCAAGGACUCUCUCGGGGCAGUGGGAACUGUGUGUUUACAUGGAAUCGGGUGGUGUUGGCCUUCCUGGGAGAGGGCCGGAGCUUGCCUUCUUGCUGGUGUUCGUGCCCCAAGCCAUAUUCCUGCAGCAGCCGGGCAUGAGGCAGGCGAAGGCACCGAGCGUGAGGCCGAGGGGACCAACAAACCAAGCAGUCUGGUACUGCUCCAUCGCCCCCAUCUCACCAUCGCUGGUACGACGCCUUUGGGGUGGCUCUGGCAUGGAUUUUAGCCAGGAGGGAAGCUCCCACAAGACUACUGUGAAGCACACGCCUGGGCUGUGAGCGCUCCUGCACAGCGGCGAGGGAUCCUGACCUGGUGAGGAGGAGGAGGACUUCUGUGCAGGGCUGCAGCAAGGGGAAAACAGCUCCACCGUGAACAUCUUCCCCGGACACAGGGCUCGUGAACUGGACCAGUCCCACGUCCCCGAGGCUGCUGUGCUGCCCCGUGCCGGCCUGGCUCCCGCGCGCCCCGACGCAGCUAUCGCCUGGCAGGAGCCGGCGCCUCCUGCGCUCGCGGCCGCUCGCCCCGGGGAGCAGCGGGGCCCUGCGCUGCACGUCUGCAAUCCCAUCCCUCACCUCCUGGUUUAUUUAUUGACCUCCUUAUAGCUGGACACGUUGCUGUGUAAUAGGAAAUCCUCGUGUCCCUCCCUGGUCUGAAAUUACAAGUGCAAUAUUUGUGUGUGUCUCGGCGGAGUUCUCCAGCGGAACGGAUGCCUCCUCUUUUAAGAGUGCGUACAAAAUUUUCUAAGUUUGCAGGUUUUAUGUGACAAACGGCGUGUUCCCUAGCAGCGGGCCGCUGGGGGAGCCUGGUGUAUAUAUCGUUCCCCGACGACAGAGGUUGGACGGUGUAGAUCAGCAGCGCUGUGAAUCAGACGCUCUCGCUACUCUGGAUAACGAUGGUGUGUUUGGAGAAUCGCGGGUUAUUGCUGAACCUGGCCAAGCUGGACAGACUGCCUGCGUCCAGGUGCUGAGUUUACAGUGCAAAGCAUCUCUGCGGCUAGCAAAAAUACAUUGUCAUGGUCAUAGGUAAAUAAAAGGA
This is a messenger RNA of Nothoprocta perdicaria, 3447 nucleotides long. RefSeq names its product regulator of G protein signaling 3 (gene RGS3). NCBI's taxonomy places the organism in Eukaryota, Metazoa, Chordata, Aves, Tinamiformes, Tinamidae. The transcript is spliced from 16 exons. The record is from RefSeq and is a predicted model, not a curated record. Gene Ontology annotation, cellular component: nucleus; plasma membrane. Gene Ontology annotation, molecular function: protein binding. Gene Ontology annotation, biological process: signal transduction. The coding region runs from base 10 to 2370 and encodes 786 amino acids.